Molecule: messenger RNA, 1419 nt
Organism: Dama dama (fallow deer)
Lineage: Eukaryota; Metazoa; Chordata; Mammalia; Artiodactyla; Cervidae
Gene: ST8SIA3
Product: ST8 alpha-N-acetyl-neuraminide alpha-2,8-sialyltransferase 3
Exons: 4
Coding region: 86-1225 (379 amino acids)
Biological process (GO): oligosaccharide metabolic process; N-glycan processing
Molecular function (GO): alpha-N-acetylneuraminate alpha-2,8-sialyltransferase activity
Source: RefSeq, a predicted model, not a curated record
UCACACACACACUGACACGCCAGCGAGCUGCUGGCCGCUCAAUGGACCGAUUUCCCCGCUUUUCCUGAUCCCAAGCCGGCCCGGGAUGAGAAAUUGCAAAAUGGCCCGGGUCGCCAGUGUGCUGGGGCUGGUCAUGCUCAGCGUCGCCCUGCUGAUUUUAUCGCUCAUCAGCUACGUGUCCCUGAAAAAGGAGAGCAUCUUCACCACUCCCAAGUACGCCAACCCGGGGGCGCCCCGAAUGUACAUGCUCCACGCGGGAUUCCGGUCGCAGUUUGCGCUGAAGCUUCUAGAUUCGUCUCUGGUGCCCUUCCCGCAUUCUGUGACCCAUGAACUCCAAGCCAGACCUAAGUGGACAUUUAAUCGGACAGCGUUUUUACAUCAAAGGCAAGAAAUUCUUCAGCAUGUCGAUGUAAUAAAAAAUUUUUCUUUGACCAAGAAUAGUGUUCGGAUUGGACAACUGAUGCACUAUGAUUAUUCCAGCCAUAAAUAUGUUUUCUCUAUUAGCAAUAACUUCCGAUCACUGCUUCCAGAUGUGUCUCCCAUUGUGAAUAAGCGUUAUAACAUUUGCGCUGUGGUUGGAAAUAGCGGGAUCCUGACAGGGAGCCGGUGUGGACCACAGAUAGAUAAGUCAGAUUUUGUUUUCCGUUGCAAUUUCGCCCCUACGGAGGCUUUCCAAAGAGAUGUUGGAAGGAAAACCAACCUUACCACCUUCAACCCCAGCAUCCUGGAAAAAUAUUACAACAACCUUUUGACCAUUCAGGACCGUAACAACUUUUUUCUCAGUUUGAAAAAGCUUGACGGGGCCAUUCUUUGGAUCCCUGCCUUUUUCUUCCAUACGUCGGCCACUGUUACCAGGACAUUAGUUGACUUUUUUGUUGAACACAGAGGUCAGUUAAAGCUCCAGUUGGCUUGGCCUGGAAAUAUAAUGCAACAUGUCAACAGGUACUGGAAAAACAAGCACUUGUCGCCCAAACGGCUGAGCACGGGUAUUCUCAUGUACACCCUGGCGUCAGCAGUCUGUGAGGAGAUCCACUUGUAUGGAUUCUGGCCUUUCGGAUUUGACCCCAACACAAGGGAAGACCUUCCGUACCAUUACUAUGACAAAAAAGGAACCAAAUUUACCACCAAGUGGCAGGAGUCCCACCAGCUGCCGGCCGAGUUUCAGCUGCUGUACCGAAUGCAUGCGGAAGGGCUCACCAAGCUGACUCUGUCGCGCUGUGCCUGAGAACUCCGAGCCGGAGCGCCCGACGGCCGGUUUCAAAGUGCCCGACUCACACCGAGUAGCCCGUCAGAAUAGACAGACCCCCAGAGAGUCUCACAUAAGGACCGUCUGCCCCUUAAGAGCAAAGGGGUCUUCUCUCCCCUUCUCCCUGCUCUUUUAAGGGUCUUAGCAAGACAGAUGCUUUGAAGCCUCGUGAU